Molecule: messenger RNA, 621 nt
Organism: Neurospora tetraspora
Lineage: Eukaryota; Fungi; Ascomycota; Sordariomycetes; Sordariales; Sordariaceae
Exons: 1
Coding region: 1-621 (206 amino acids)
Source: RefSeq, a predicted model, not a curated record
AUGGGCGUCUUUGAGGACAGGGCUUGCCAUCAGCAAGACAAGAAAACUACGAUGACAACACCACCGCCGCGAAACAGAGAUUUCUAUCGGAUCAGGUUUACUUGCCCCUUGACGGCGCUUCCCUCCCCCUUUUUACCACACCUUACUACACUAUGGGUGUCCUUUGUUGCUAACUUUGAUCUCCAGGCAGGUAUCCCUUGGCCCGCCGUUGCCACAAACCCAUGUGCUCCUAUGUCGCGACCCGCGAUGCCGGCCUGUCACGAGUCCGACGUUAAGUUACCGCGAGAAAUCAGUCCGCAUUUCCCUGGCCGUGGUCAAGAGGGGAGAUCGAGCCUCGAAGUUCGGCUGUUUAGACGGGAAGCCCCAGCAACCGGUCCAACGACCAACGCAUAUCUCAACACCCGUCUCCGACCUGCUGCUCCUCCUGGACCCCGUCGCCGAGUGCUCGAUGGUUUCUAUCCUGGGGUUGUCAGCUCUUCCGAGACAGUCCACGUUCCUUUCGCCGCAGUCGGCAUUUCUAUGAUUCGAAUUGCCCUACAACCCCCGAAGGAUGGCUCGCGACGGUCUCUUCGCCUUGUGGAGGCAAACCGUUUCCUGUCAUGCAUAUCUAUAUCGGUCUAG